AUGUCAGAUCUUCUAGCAGAGUCAAAUUGUAAGCAAGGGCAUAAUCAGAUUAUCUUCCACAUCCCAAGCUCAGAGUUUCAGAGGCUAAGCAACCCAAGCCCAAAUCUGUUGGACUUUCAAUCACCGUUGCUCCACCUUUCGUCGUUGUUGUCACCAGAAUCCGCAGAAGGAGAAGAAAAGGAUAGCAAACAAGCACUAGAAUCAGAGGAAAAAGCGUUAAAGGGUUGCGGCGAAAGCAGCUGGUGUAUUUUUCAGAAAGUAUGGGAAUUCAGUAUAGGAAUUCAUGACUUAUGGGGUACCUUGAUUCACAAUAAACUGAGAAUGAAGUUCAAACUACUACCAAGGCUGCAGUUCAUGAUGUUCUUAUCCCUACAGUUGAGAUUGCAGAAAAGGGACUGA
Vicia faba (fava bean) is the source of this 399-nucleotide messenger RNA. The record is from the annotation of a GenBank genome assembly. NCBI's taxonomy places the organism in Eukaryota, Viridiplantae, Streptophyta, Magnoliopsida, Fabales, Fabaceae.